Molecule: messenger RNA, 798 nt
Organism: Nicrophorus vespilloides
Lineage: Eukaryota; Metazoa; Arthropoda; Insecta; Coleoptera; Silphidae
Product: inosine triphosphate pyrophosphatase-like
Exons: 1
Coding region: 192-758 (188 amino acids)
Biological process (GO): nucleoside triphosphate catabolic process
Cellular component (GO): cytoplasm
Molecular function (GO): nucleoside triphosphate diphosphatase activity
Source: RefSeq, a predicted model, not a curated record
AGCAGAUUCAUGCCACAGAAGUGGCCCGCAUACAGCAGCAUACAGAGUCAAACACAUCUAUAGCGCGCUCUGUCGAUUAUACUACUUAUUUUUUAAGAUAUAUAAAUCUUUAUUAGUGUUGUUUUACACGACAGUAAUAUUUAACCUUAUAUUUAUAAGUGCUGAAAGUAAAUUAUCUAAUACUACCAAUUAUGUCGAAGAAAUUAACUUUUGUGACCGGCAACGUAAAGAAACUGGAGGAGAUUGUGAAGAUCUUAGGUAGUAAUUUUCCCUUUGAAUUAAACAACAAAAGUUUGGAUUUGCCUGAACUACAGGGUGAAAUUAAUGAGAUCUCAGUUAAAAAGUGCAUGGAAGCUUACAAACAGCUGAAUACACCUGUUAUAGUGGAGGACACUUGUCUAUGUUUCAAUGGUUUAAAGGGUUUGCCUGGUCCGUACAUAAAAUGGUUCUUAGAGAAAUUAGGACCUGAAGGACUCUACAAGAUGUUGGAUGGCUUUGAGGAUAAGUCUGCUGAAGCAGUUUGUACUUUUGCCUAUUACUCAGGUGAAAAUGAUGAUGAAGUAGUGCUGUUCCAAGGACGCACCAAAGGAGUGAUUGUGGAUCCAAGAGGACCCAGGGAUUUUGGAUGGGAUCCAUGCUUUCAGCCAGAAGGCUACAACCAGACAUAUGCAGAAAUGGCCAAAGACGAAAAGAACAAGAUUUCCCACAGAUACAGGGCUUUAGAUAAACUACAAACCUACUUCAUUACAAAUAAAUAGAUCAAUAUGCUUUUUCAUUUUCAUUUAUUAAAUACCUAUC